ACUCCCGAGUAAUUUGUUAUUGUUGUGUCGACUGAACACGAAAAGGGGUGACUUGGCACCCUAUUUUUCCACGUUUCAGUCUAAAUUAGAGGCAAAUGGGUACUCAUACAAUAAUGUAGGUAUUUGUGGGGGGUUAACUGUAAUAUUUUUACACAAUAUGAUUGCAUCGAUUGACUAAUCGGUGUCUAACUCCGGGCACUGGUCUCGGAGCAGUCGACACCGAGCAGAAGCCAGGGUUCAGUUUAGACCUGUGCUUGGGUGUCAUUUUCCUGAGCAGUCCUGUCAUCAUGGAUCUCCUUUUUGACUGGGACAAUGAGGGGGAUAGGUAUUCUUUCGAAGACAGUGAUCGAUUUGAAGAAGAUUCAUUGUGUUCGUGGAUAAGCGAGCCAGAAAGUCUUUGUAACAAUUGGAGAGGAUGGAAAAGACAAAAUGGAGGUCAAGCUUCGACAAUUGUUAAAAACCAGGAAUCUGAUGGGCCAGUCAAGCCUCUGGUGGAGUUGGCAGCCAUGGCCGUGGCAUGCAACAUACCAUUUGAGGAGGUGGAGAUGUUCCCUCAGCCUAUCCCAGAACAGCUUCAACUCAGGAUAGCCUUUUGGAGUUUCCCAGAGAAUGAAGAGGAUAUAAGGCUGUACUCUUGCUUAGCUAAUGGUAGUGCUGAUGAGUUCCAGAAAGGAGAACACCUUUACAAGUUCAAGGCAGUUAAAGAGGCUCUACAGAUUGGUUUCCAUCUGAGUGCAACUGUCAUCCCACCACAGGGUAUAGUGCAGGCUAAGGGUAACUUCAAUGUGGCUGUUGUGUUUGACAGACGACGGAUAUCUUCUUGCACCUGUACUUGUAACAGCAUGGCUUCCUGGUGUUCCCAUGUAGUUGCACUGUGUUUAUAUAGAAUUCAUCAGUGCAAUGCUGUUUGUCUAAGGGCCCCUGUAUCUGAAUCCUUGUCAAGACUACACAGAGACCAACUGCAGAAAUUUGCUCAAUAUCUUAUUAGUGAACUGCCACAACAGAUAUUACCAACUGCCCAGAGACUGCUGGAUGAAUUGUUGUCGUCUCAGGAAACUGCUAUUAACACUGUCUGUGGUGCUCCAGAUCCUACUGCAGGACCAUCUGCCAAUGAACAGACAUCUUGGUGUUUGGAUGAGAACACUCUACAUGAAAAUAUCAAGAAAACACUUGUAAAAUUCUGUGUCCCAUCUCCCAUAGUUUUCAGUGAUGUCAACUAUCUAUCGGCCACUGCGCCACCAGCAGCAGCUGAGUGGCAGAGUCUACUGAGACCUCUAAGGGGAAGAGAACCAGAGGGCAUGUGGAAUCUGCUCUCGAUUGUCAGAGAAAUGUUCAGGAGGAAUGAUAGCAAUGCCAUUCCUCUACUUGAAAUCAUCACGGACGAAGUGUUACAAUGUGAACAGAUCCUGAUCUGGUGGUUCACCACUAAGACAACGGCCAACAAUAACAACAUGUGUCGAGGAAAUGGAAGUGGUGGAGCCAACAUUACCCAGCAUGCUGCAGCCAGUUUGUGUGAGGAAAUAGUGACACUUUGGAGAUUAGCUGCCCUCAAUCCCAAAUUAUCUCCAGUUCAACGGAAUGACCUUAGUGUUAAGUUCAAAGAGUGGCAUUUGUCUACUGUGGAGAAAGUAAGGAAAGCCAGAGGUGUCAGUAUCAAUAACACAGGCAAUGGCCUCAAGAAAAAUGAAAUAGAAAACUUCAUUGGAUUCAAGCCUGGUAUAGAGGCAUGUAGUCUAGCUUGGGAUGACUAUCCAAUACCUGGUGUGACAUACUCAGAAAAGGAUGGUUCUUGUUUCAAAUACAGGUUCAACAAGUCCCAUGACAGCGAUAAGAAGCCAUCAAGGAUUCAGCCAGUCACCGUUUGUUCAGAAAGUAUUAUCAGCACAGACAAUACAACUACACUUGCUCAAGCACAAAACAUGUUACAGGAGCAACAUCAAAAUGCUCAGGACUUAGCAAACUACAACAGUAGACGACAUGGCCAUUCUAGUCCCAGAGGUUCCAACACAAAUGAUGGUGCCAUCAGUUCAGGUUCAGAGGGUUUCUGUGAGCCAGAAAGAAGUAGUUCUAUAUACAGAGAUUCUGACUCGGGAUCAGAAAUGAAAGAAGUGAAUUCCAGAAGUAACUCUAUUGAUGAUCAAGAGGGUUUUCCUGGUCAUGCUUCCCUCCCAAAUGGUUUUGGCAUAGGAAAUAGAUCCGAAGGUGCCUCUAAUUUCUCAGUAUUUUCAACAGACAAGUCUGGAGAUGUAUUCCACGCUUGUGACAAUGCUCAGGAUAAUGCUGCUUUUGUUAUGCCUCCUUCAGAUGCUCAAGUUUCUGGAUCUGCAAGGGCUGAACACUCUUCAGAGUCCCAGCAGUCUGGUGAUGAAUAUCAGGUUUAUUUCUGUACUAAAAACAAAACAGCUGAUGCGGACAAGCAAAAGAAGGAUAAAACAGAUGAACCUAAUUUCUUUGCUGGAGUGAAGAAUAUGGAUCAAAUGCAAGACAUACUGUUUGCAAGAGCAGAAGCCCUGCAUGCCCAUGGUCAUACAAAGGAAGCUUGUCGCUUAGCCCAGAGACUUGCAGAGGAAAUGCUAGCAAAUCCUUGUGACCUGCUUGCAGAAACAGCAAAUCUUCCAAGUAUCAAAGGUAAGAAGAAGAAAGCCCUCACCAACAUCAGUCUGAUGGCCAGUUCCACUUUGUCCAAGGCUGCCUUCCUGUCCAGUGUAUUGGCAGAGGAACACGAAUGUUUCCACCUGGCCUUCAAAGUGGGCAUGUUUGGAUUAGAACUCCCCAGACCACCAGCAUCCUGUAAAGCACUGGAGGUUAAAUUAGCAUAUCAAGAGACCGAGUUACUGAAUCUGCUGAAGAAGAUACCGUUAGGUCCAGCAGAAGUGAAUGUUCUGCGAGACAAGGCUGAACAACUGAGAGAUAGAACCAUAAAAUCCCGUGGUGAUGCCCUCUUGCCUCUCACUCUGGCCAGCUUUAUAUUUGAUUCCCUCUGUCUGCCAAUGUUCCCUCUAGGUAGCACCAGUAGCAGGCCUCCCAGUAGGUCAGUACAGAUCAGUAUUGCAAGGUCCCCAGGAGAUGAGAAGCUUGGGUUUGAAGGGGCAGUCGCAGCACUGGGUAUGAAAGCCAAUGUAUCAGAGGCAGAUCACCCACUCCUGUGUGAGAGUACAAGACGACAGAGAGGGGAACUGGCCAUCACAAUGUUAGUCCAUUACAAGGAUGACCAAGUCAAACUUAGCAAGAUAAUGGAUAAACUGCUAGAUAAGGAGGUUCACCAAUUGUACAAGGCUCCAAGUCUGGUGAACUACUUAGGCAGUAAGUCUGCAUCUGGUCAAGCAGCUACAUCCAUCCAAGCUGUUCAUACCACACCCUCCACCAGCCAGUCUGUACCCCAGGCCUCCACAUCACAGGGCAGUUGCUCCUCUGUCAGUCAACCCCAACAACAAAUCCCUGAGGGGAGUGGUCAAGUAGCUGCAGCAAGGACAGUUUCCAACACGAUUGUGACAUCUGCGACAGGUGCUAGGCCAAAACUCACAUACCCGCUGAGGUAUAACAGUGGAAAGGAUACAGACAGUUCUGCAGUAGAGGAAGAAGAAGAACUCAAAGCUCUGGAAGCCAAAUUGAGAUGUAUGAGCAUGAAAAAAAAGCCUUCACAAGGUAUGGCCAGUAUUGAUAGCAGCGCCCCUGAGACAACCUCAAGUGACAAUUCUCCCACCAUGGUACGGCGUACCUGGAAACACCAGGGGCCAGGCAGUGACUGUGGCAGUUCAGGGGACAGCAGUGAUUCUAUUGGUUCUAGUAGCUCAGGGGAUAAGGAUGCCAGGAACAAACUCAGAGAAAAUGAAAGCCCUCCCAGUCCUUUGGGUGCCAGAUUCAUGCCAUCCCAAUUGAUAGAAUCUCGAAUCCUUACUCCAGGAAUGGCUAAUGUAAAAAAUCCAAGGUACAAAGGAAAGGCUCGUAUUAUGCCCACAGUACCCAACCAACCAAGUGAAGCCUCAGCCCACUUCAUGUUUGAGUUGUCUAAGACUGUGUUGACCAAGGCAGGUGGUAACAGUUCCACUUCCUUGUUUACUCAGCCUAGCAAUACCAAUACUCAUACAGGACCUCACAGAAACCUUCAUCUCUGCGCCUUUCAGAUUGGCCUGUAUGCCUUGGGACUCAACAACUGUGUAUCUCCUAACUGGCUCUCUCGGACCUACUCGUCUCAUGUGUCCUGGAUUACAGGACAAGCUAUGGAGAUUGGAAGUGCAGCCAUCAACAUGCUGAUAGACACAUGGGAGGGUCAUCUCACACCGGCUGAAGUGGCGUCUUUGGCUGAUAGAGCUUCCAGAGGUCGUGACCCUAACAUGAUCAGGGCAGCUGCAGAGCUAGCCCUGUCCUGCCUGCCCAACGCACAGGCUUUGAACCCUUCUGAGGUUCAAAGAGCUCUGAUCCAAUGUAAGGAGCAGAGUAGAGAGAUGUUGCAGAGAGCUUGCUUGGCUGUAGAAAGUGCAGCUAAGGGAGGAGGUGUGUACCCUGAAGUUCUAUUUGAUGUUGCCAGACAGUGGUUUGAGUUGUCAGAGGAGGCUGCAAAGUCUAGUCAUAAUCAUCAAUCUAUAGAGACUACACCCCAUAGUCAUACGACAACAGAAUCCAAAGAUACUGGUGUUCCAACAGCAGUGGUGACUGCUGCUAGUGUGGCUGGGGCUCCACUUCCCACUGACAGGAGGAGUCCAUCCUCACUGUCAGUCAUUCCAUUCAGCUCCACUCCUCCACAUUCGUGUAAUCAAGUGACACUGACAAACACACCACAGAUGAUGCCCCGCGCUGUCAAUAGUCAGAUUCCUACUCAGCCCGUUGUGCUGUCAUAUGCCAUUCCUCAAGCUAACCCUCAUCAUCCUCAGCUACCUCAUCACCACCAGGCGUAUGUUCAACAUUACGGAUAUGUUCAGCAGAUACAGCCAUUUGGACAUCAGUACACCACGCAUCAGCCGAUACCCAUGCAGAAUCACAACCUUCAUCAUUUUGUACCUGCAUUCACAUAUCAAAAUCAGCCUCAUUUCAAUAACAUGCAAGGAAUACCAACUCCUGCCAGUAUAUAUCCUGCCAGUGCAGCUCCACCAUUCCGGGCCCUGACUCCUGCUGUACAAGUGUUUCCUAGUCAUGCACAGUGUCAUCCUCCAACUGUUCAGCAGAUUCCGACAUCAUCAGCAGGAUCUGUACAGCCUUCACAUCCAAUUGAGGUGGUGUCUGAUGGCUCCUCUCAGUCUCCUAGUCCGCCCCAGCCUGCUGCCAUCCAGGGACAGCAUAAUGGUCAACAGACAACCACUAAUCAGGUCCAAUUAAACUACCUGAUGGCUGCUUUCCGUGUUGGCAUGUUAGCUCUCGAAACCUUAGCAAGACGUGUGCAUGAUGACCGACCACAAGCAAAGUACGCCCGCAACCCACCAUAUGGAGAGGAUGUCAAAUGGCUCCUUAACAUAGCUAUCAAAUUAGGUACAAAUUAUCUCCAGCAGUUUUGUGCCAGUGCAGUUAAUGCAGUUGUCAGUCCUUUUGUUUUGUAUGACAUCUACGUUGAAGGUGCUCACAUCUUGGCCAGGAACAAUCCGUCUAUUCCACAAGGUCAUCUGAGAUCAAAUAAUAUACUCAAUCCCCUGGUCCAAAAAUGUCUUCAAAUGUUCAUCCAAUGUGCUCACCAGCGUAUACACCAUAUCAACCCUUCUGAGUAUGAUGAUUUCAUAAACACCAUCUGCAGUGCCAGAAAUGCCUUUUGUCUCACACCAGGUGGUAUGGUCCAAUUUCAAGAGUUUCUACAAAGUCUACGCAGGACCAAGUCAUGCCGCAAGGAUCUCUGGGCUAGGAUAGUCAAUGGGCUAGCUACUGGCAAUGUUUGAUGUCAAUUUUAUAUAGACCACUGACUAUAACAAUAUGAAGAUAUCUAUUUCUCUAUGACAAAAAAAAAAGCAAAACUACUGUUGUGUACGAAGAUAUUUAUAUUUUUGUGGAAGAGGAAUUUCAAUUCAUCCUUAAAUUCAGGAUUUUACAAGGAUUUAUCAGAUAACAUAAUGUUAUAUUUUAAUGAAACUUGAGUUUAUUACAGACAAAACAGAUGAGUUAUAUUUGUUUGACUAUUUUCAUUCUGUUGGUAUUCUAUCUCACAUCAGUGUCAAAGUAAAUCAUAAUCUAUUCAGGUAUCAUACUCACUAUAUUAAAUGUUUAAUAUUAUGUUGAUUAUAUGUUAAACUUGGUUAUAUACACAUUUAGUUUUUACUUGUGUAUUGUGGUUGAUGAUUUAAUGUUGAAUUUAUACACUGUUCAUUGAUGAGUAUCCUUUUGUUUGUUGAUAUAUAAAUAUUAGUAUGUUUUACUGUUUAUUGAUGCUAUCUUUGUACACCAGGAAUAUAACACACCCAUAGUCCACUAAUGCCAAAUCCAGUGUUGAUACAACUUCGCUAGAUGUGUAUGUAGAAUGUAUACAGUUUUAUAUAGAACAACCAGUAAGUAUGUGUGAUGUUUUAGUGACUAGUACCUUUCUCUGGCUUGAUCAAGGUGUAGUUAUCGAAGAGUCAUGCUUAAAUUUCUCUUAAACUGCACAAUCUGAACAAAAUGUCAAAUUUGGUUAAAACAGGAUGUUAGCUGGGGUAUUUGUUUUGACUGAAUCUUGUGUGGAAUCAAAAAGGAAAUUAGCAGGUGUUUAUGAGUAUAAUCUAUGCACAAUUUGAGUUUGUUUUUAAUAUGCUAUACUCUAAAAUAUUUAAAACAGUUGAAAGUUGCAUAUACCGGGAUUGUUGAAUGUCAUGUAAUUUAUUUAUCAAACUUCGAUCAAAGUUUCACUUUUAGGCAACCCAUUAUCUUCCAUGAUGGAUAUUUUUACAUCAGAUUUUUUUUUUUUUUUUAAUGUUUAUGAAAACCUAAUUAUUUUUACACCAUAACAAAACCUAUAAGCAAUAGAUAAUGUCCUCUGUGAAGUAUUUAUGUAUUCAAUCUAUUAUUUUGAAGUAGUUUCAUCUGCAUUUUUUACAGAUUGAUUUUGUAUUGUUUUCUGAAAGACUACAAGUGUAUAGUAAAAAGAAAUUUAUUGCUUUAACCAUAAACUGGACAGAAUCCAAACAUUUUAAAUCCUUCAUUUUUUAAAGACUAUUUGAGUUUUGUGAUACAUAUGCAUUAUAUGUAAUAAAAAGAAAAAGGUAAGCUAAAGAUAAAAAGCAUAUUGACUGUCAUCCAGGAAUUUGUAGUCUUGGCAAGGGAAGUGCCUCGGUCAGAAAAUGCCCUAAAGCGAAUCACAAUAACUUUUUAUGCUGUUGGUGCACUGUAAUAUUCAAUGAAAAAGUGUUCAGUUUAUGGUAAAGUUUCUCACAACUAUUUUUUCAUAUGAUAAAUUCAAGUUGAAUUAAUAUUUGAUUAAUUCAGAGUGUUUGGCUUGCCAAUAUCUUACCAUUCAAUGUCUCAUAUUUGUAUUGUUUUAAUCGAAAAGUCUAAAAUUCCUUAAAACAUUUCAUUUGAUGAUUUCCUUUAUAUGUAGAAGUACGAUAGCGGUUUUAUGGUCAAGGUCAAGGCUACUUUUCAAAAAUAGAAAGUUAAUACUUUAUAUAGACAGCAAAUAUAUUUUGCCAGUCAUUAAGCAAAACUGUCGAAGUAAACCGAUGGACAGCCAAUCACAAAGUUUGAUUCUUGUAGAUAUGUCAAUGUUUUAGUAUUCCCUAAUUACACCUUCAGCCCUUUUGAUGUAUCCAUCAAACCACACUAAAUUAGAUUAAAACUAACAAGCUUAGGUUAAAACAUUUAGAAUGUGCUUUCCCUCGAUGAAAUUUUCUCAUAAAAAACCAGUGGUUCUGGUCACUUAGUGUAUCACUAUCAUGUGCAAGAUAAGCAUCCUAAACAGUAAAUAUGUAUUAAUUUGAAUUUCUGUAUUGCAUGCCUUUGUAAAUAUUCCUUGUAGUAUUGUUUUAUAACUAGAAUAUAUUUAUAUUUAUUCAUUCAUUUGUGAUUUAUUUAAUUAAAUUUUUGUUGUAUUUCUACAAUAAUACAAUGUCUGUAAUUGCCAAUUUAAAAAAAAAAUAUUCCCAUGAUUUAUAAAAAUCUUUCUUUACUUAUUCAUUUAAUUUUCAGUCUUUUAUGAUAUUAUUUAAACAUUCUUAUGUGGGGUAUAUAUUUUGAUGAUAUGGUUAUUUAAUUUAUUGUUAAAUGAAAAAAAACCUUUAGUAAGUAUUAAAAUGGGUUAUGAUACAGUAAACAUCACAUACACCUGAGGACACAACCAAUGAGGAAGCCAACUUCCCUGGCUUCACAAAAGACAGUGAAAUAAAUCUGUUACAUAUCAAGUGUUCUACUCAUAGGCAAACGAGGAUUAUAUAGUGUGACUGUGGGAAUUUGUUAAUUUUAUUUGUGCCAUGGUGGAUAAAUUUUAUAAAAUGUUAAUAUUUCUAUAUUUUAUAGAAUAGACAUUUAAAUGAACACUCAUUGCUGUAAAAAAAAAUAGAAAAAAAAAAGAAAAAAAAGCAACUCUCCAAACAUGUCUGUUUUUAUGUCAAAGAAAGUAUGGAAAUUGUGUAGGGUGAGUAAAGGGUACUGAUACUAGAGGUAUAAAUAUGGAUAACAUUGGAAUAAUCACUGGAGACGUUUUAGCGUAUAUGACCACGUAAACCAAGCAUUUUCAGCAGCACCUGUAUCUAUUUAUAUUUGUAUACUUUUUUUAAAUGUUGAUAAUCCAACAGAAAAACAAAACAAAAAAAGCUACUCACCUUGAGACUGUUGAUCAUGAAUUAUCUGAUGAUGUUAUCUUGUAUUUAAAUGAUGUAGAAUUGGUUAUGUUUAUGUAAAUUUUUAAUAGUGACAAAGAUAUAAUACUCCCAGCAUGAAAUAUGUAAUAGGACUUGCAUAUAUACCUGCUAAAUGCAUUAUUGAAAUUGUUCUAGAAAUUGUCUCUCAAUACUUUUGUACGGCAUAAACAUGUAAACACACAACCUAGGGUAUUGUCAGUUUCUUAAAGAAAUUAAAUUAUUUUGGCUUCCAGAUAAACUGCUUAGUAUUUCCAAUUCUGAACUUAAUGAUUUGGAUGUAUUAACCAUUGGAGUGUUUGAUUUUUUACUAUUUGUUUAAUCCAUAAAGAAUAGAUUGUAUGUGUAUAUGUGUUUAUCUUCAAAGUCCCAUCUUUGUAUGCUUGAAGCAUAUUUGGUAAUGUUGAAUGUUUUUUUCUUGAAUUUGAAUGAAUAGAGUAGACAUAAUUGUUAACAUUGAAUAAAGCCUAGAACAGAAAUAACAGCACUAGUUAACACUAAAUUCAGGGUCGAGAGCAAACAGCAAUACUGGUUAAUGUUAAAACAGCAGUACCCAUUAAUAUCAAAACAGCAGUACCCGUUAAUAUCAAAACAGCAGUACUGGUUAAUAUUAAAACAGCAGUACCGGUUAAUAUCAAAACAGCAGUACUUGUUGAUAUUAAAACAGCAGUACCGGUUAAUAUCAAAACAGCAGUACUUGUUGAUAUUAAAACAGCAGUACUUGUUAAUAUUAAAACAACAGUACCGGUUAAUAUCAAAACAGCAGUACCCGUUAAUAUCAAAACAGCAGUACUUGCUGAUAUUAAAACAGCAGUACUUGUUGAUAUUAAAACAGCAGUACCGGUUAAUAUUAAAACAGUAAUAUCAGUUAAUAUUGAAACAGCAGUACCGGUCAAUAUUAAAAGAGCAGUACCGGUUAAUAUUAAAACAGCAGUACCGGUUAAUAUUGAAACAGCAGUACCGGUCAAUAUUAAAACAGCAGUACCCGUUAAUAUUAAAACAGCAGUACCCGUUAAUAUUGAAACAGCAGUACCGGUCAAUAUUAAAACAGCAGUACCCGUUAAUAUUAAAACAGCAGUACUUGUUAAUAUUGAAACAGCAGUACUGGUCAGUACUGGUCAAUAUUAAAACAGCAGUACUUGUUAAUAUUGAAACAGCAGUACUGGUCCGUACUGGUCAAUAUUAAAACAGCAGUACCCGUUAAUAUUAAAACAGUAAUAUUGGUUAAUAUUAAAACAGUAGUACUGGUAAAUAUAUAAAAACAGCUGCAGUUCUGGUUAAUACUAAAACAGCAGUACUUGUUAACCACAGAACAAGAUAAAAUUUAAUUUAGAGUAAAGGAAAAAUCGACGGUACUAAUCAACAUACAGUUAACCCAGAGUGUCAGCAGCAGUACUAGUUAACAUUAAAAUAAAACUGGUUCACAUAAAAGUAACCUUAAGGAGUAACCGGCUGGGUAACAUUAUAAAUCUGUAAAGUGCCGUACUUAUGUUGUAUGAGUAUGCACAUAUUUCUUUGCAUUGAUCAUUGGUAGUACUGUGUAUAUAAGAUAUUUAUGAAACAAAAUUGGACAAAGUUUAGAGAUAAAAAAGUACUCUAUCAUGAUGAAAGGAAUUCAAAUUUAACAUGCAAUAUUAAUAAAAUUGGGUUGAAUAUGAAAAUGUGUUUGUAUACUGGUAAUAUGAAUAUCAAUUCAAUAGGAUUUUCCAUUUAAUAUUGCUUGUGCCUUCAUAUCUGGAUACAUUACUUAAUACACUACAUUUGUCAUCACAACUGCAUUUUCUUCAGCAACACUCCUGCUUUGUGCUCAUUUUUAAUUUGCUCAUAUUAUCAGCUGAAAAUGUGGCAAACAGCUGCCAGAAGUUCAUUGAACAUGCUUAUUAUCCAAGUCCAACAUUAGUAUGUGUUGUAUUUGCUAGUCACCUUGGUAAGUGAUCUCCUGUUCAUUAAUUAUGGUACCAGAGGCCAUUCAUUCAAUUUAACAUUCAGAAAUAUUGUGUAUAGGAUCAAAAUUAGCACAUUUAACUUUUCAUCAAAAUGAUUUAGUAUUAAUGUUUCAAAUUUCAAAUUGAUUGCAUAAUUUGUGUUUAACUAUGUCAAAUUAAUUUUGAUCUCAUUUAUAUAUAAUAUAUAUACAUAUUUAUAUAUAAGCAACGAACAGGUAUCAGAAUAUAAAAUGAAUAAUCAAUGGAAUGCUAGUUCUUUUUUCUAUUAUUUUUUUAAUAACAAUAAAAUUUUGUUGUGAUUAAUUCCUGUGUCUAAGGUACUUGCUAGUAUUGAGAAGUGAUUUCGAGUGAGAGGAGAUUUCGGAAAAUUUUCAUUGUAUAUUGUGGAUUAAAUGAAGAAUUAAAGGCUAUAUUAGAGGGGCAACUGUUGUUAAGGGGAAUUUAAGGUCAAUUUUGGGAUAAAACAUGGAGGAAUCUUAAGAAAUAAACUUCAUUAUGUUGGCAUUCCUGCUUGUGGUAUAUAUAGAUAUCACUGAAGGUACUGAAAUUAUAAUUAAUUUCCUCAUUUUUUGUUGCUCUUGUGUCUGGGGGAAAUCACAAUCUGCUUGUGAUACACAACAGUAAAACAAUUUUUUUUUUAUUCUGUGAAAAUAGUAUCAUAACUUAAUAUAUAGAUAGACUAAAAUCUAUUUUUUUUUUUUUUGGAAAAGUGUUGUAAAAGAAAACAUUUUUUGUCAGUUAAUUGAUUUCUUUUUCUACACCAAUUACAUCCAAAUAUACCCAAUGUGACGACAUCAUGUUCAUCUGGAAGUGAUUAUUUAUGCAAUCAAUUUGAUCUUCAGAAGGGUACUUAGUCAUCACUGGUCCAAAUCCACUGACAUUUGAUAGCUUGCCACUGUCAUGUGACCAGGUACUCCUCCUCCCCAUAUUAAGUGUAGAAUGCAUGACUUAUGCAAUGAAGCAGCAGUGUAAAAGUGUACACCCCAACUCACCAGAGUAUCUGUUCAUCACAGAGCAUAAUGUUUUAUAGCAUCCCACCAUCCAUGUUUGUAGCAGUUGUAGCAUCCACUCAUGUCAUCCAAACCGUAAUAAAGUAAUGUAUUAGAUAAA
Molecule: messenger RNA, 11800 nt
Organism: Pecten maximus
Lineage: Eukaryota; Metazoa; Mollusca; Bivalvia; Pectinida; Pectinidae
Product: zinc finger SWIM domain-containing protein 8-like
Exons: 22
Coding region: 288-5861 (1857 amino acids)
Cellular component (GO): Cul2-RING ubiquitin ligase complex
Molecular function (GO): zinc ion binding
Source: RefSeq, a predicted model, not a curated record